AUGUCCGUCUCUCCCGAACCCCAGGCCCGCUCGCCUGCCGCCUCCCCCGACCGCGACGUGCCGGAGAAAGUUGCGACUCCCAUCGCCGGCGACGAUGAUGACAGCGAGAAACCCACCGAUCCCGUUGCUGAUGAAGGGCCUGCGGAGGUUGCUGAAGUCGAGCCUGAAGAGCAACCUGAGGACGACGAUGACGACGCCAAGCUGUCCGACGACGAGUCGAUCCUGUCCGAGGUUGACGAGGCGCAGUUCGAGAAUUUCGACCCGGAGAACGUCGAUGUCGAAGACCGCCCGCAGCUCGCCAUUGACGAGGAGAACCUGAAGCUCAUCGGCCGCCACAAGCGCAAGCGCACCGAGGAUGGAGAGGAGGGCCGCUCACACCGCAAGAAGGAGGGUCGUCGGGAGAAGAAGGGCCGCCGGGCUCGCGAUGAAGAGGAAGGCGAGGAAGGUUCGUCUCGUCGAAAGGACCGCAAGAAGCGCGCUGAAGAGCCGGAUACGGAUGAGGAAACAAUGGAUCCCGAGACACGUAUGUGCUGUGACCACCAAAACUGCUGGGCCCGAACUGACGAAAUGGAUAAACAGGUCGCCGCAGGGCUCUGGAUCGACUUGGAAUCCAUGGCCGAUGCCGAGAUUGAGGAUAUGCGCAAGCGUAUGACUCACGCGGCGCAAAUGGACGCGAUCAACCGCCAGGAAGGAAAGCCGGCUAUGCACAAGCUCAAGCUGCUUCCCGAGGUCGUCAUGCUCCUCAACCGCAACCAAUACAUCAACAGCCUGGUCGACCCGGAAAUCAAUUUGUUGGAGGCUGUGCGAUUCUUCCUAGAGCCCUUGGACGACGGGUCGAUGCCGGCCUACAACAUCCAGCGCGACCUCUUGACCGCCAUGACCAAGCUUCCCAUCAAUAAGGACGCCUUGAUCGCUAGUGGAAUCGGAAAGGUGGUGGUCUUCUAUACCAAGAGCAAGCGCACGGAGCGUCGCAUCAAGUUUUUGGCCGACAAACUACUGGCCGAGUGGACGCGACCCAUCCUCCAGCGCAGUGACGAUUACUCCAAGCGGGUUUACCAGCAAGCCGACUUUGACCCUACGUAUGCUGUCCUGCCAAGUUUCUUUACCCCCGCCGAAGUUGUCGCCGCCGAGGCUCGCGCCCGCGAGAUGCUCCCGCCCCGUUUGGCCAACCGUGCGCGCCCCGAUCGCACCCAGGUCAGCUACACGGUGGUUCCCCGACAGACAGCCGUGCAGGAGAGCCGAUUUGCGCGACCUCUGGGUGCCAGCGGCGAGGAUCGCUUCCGCAAAAUGCAGGCGCGGCAGAAUGCAUCGCAGAAAGCAUCGAGACGGUAA
Messenger RNA from Penicillium alfredii, 1332 nucleotides. RefSeq names its product transcription factor SPN1. Gene Ontology annotation, biological process: poly(A)+ mRNA export from nucleus. NCBI's taxonomy places the organism in Eukaryota, Fungi, Ascomycota, Eurotiomycetes, Eurotiales, Aspergillaceae. Gene Ontology annotation, cellular component: nucleus. The transcript has 3 exons. The record is from RefSeq and is a predicted model, not a curated record. Bases 1 to 1332 code for a protein of 443 amino acids.